CGACCGACCCUCCAAGAGCAGGCCAUGCGGAUCAGCCACGCAGGAGGCGGUUCGCCUACUGGCAACAGGCUGAGCGAGACAGCGUACGCACCUUCUUCAACAUCAUGUUCUCCUGCCGGGAGCUGUACCACGACUUGCCCCAAGCCAUGAGCAAGUGGUGCCUUGUCGACAGCGUGUUUUCGGAGCCCAUCACAUUCUUCGACGAAGACAGCACCAGGUUGCUUGGCCUUGGACAGCCCGCGUCGCGCGGCUUGCAGCCUGCCGAUGCACACGCGACCACAGCACACGAUGUCACCUCCGACCCUGCUGCCGCGCCAUCCUUGGCUGUGUGGCUGGAGCACCGCUUCCUGGCUUACAGCUGGCUCGGCGCAACCUGGCACAGCGAUUGCCGUUUCCUCAUCAGGUUGGCCACCACACCUCCGCUUCUUGGGCACGGGUUCUCGGAUGUCUUUGCCACUUGUGGCCGUGUGCGCUUUCGUGACCUGGAUGCUGUCAGCCUAUGGGCCAACGCGCCAGAUCGUGGGGGGCAGCGUGCAGACACCUCCUCGACAGCUGUGUUGGCAGAGGCCACAGCCAUGGGCGAUUCCGUUUCCGCGAGCAGCACCACCCCUCAAGUGGUGCGAGAAGACCAGCAACACCAGCAACAGCAGGAACAGCAGUCUGUGCAACAAGACCAGCAGCAGGAAGACCUCCAGCAGCAAGACCAGGACGACCGAAAGGACCACCACCACCAGCAGCAGCAGCAACAGCAGCAGCAGACUGUGCUUUGUCCAGCCCUGUUCUUUCUCGACGCACAACUUCAAAACCAAGAAGCAGCCGACAUAUGGCACGAGCUUCGCCUCACCGCACUGGCCGGCACUUUACAAUACAACGUGACUCUGCGCGUCGACGAACAGCUUGCUUUCCUCGCGGCCUCCGAUAUUGACACGCUCCGCAUCGAUGCCGCCAAUGCACCCAUCGACACAGUCGCCUUCAGCAACGUGAGGCGCUUGGAGUUUGCGCUGCACAACACCAUGGAAGCAAUUCAUGGCACAUUCGAGCAGGUACACUGUGUUGCUCUCCAGAGCUGGCCUCCCAUCGGACUUGGUUUUCCCUGGGCUAGGAUUCCACAGGUCGGCGAGGAUCAGAGAAGUCCAUUGUGCGAUGCCAGUGCGCUGGCAGGUAUUCCCCACGUCGACCUGUCGAGGUGCCGAAACCAGAUGGACCUCUCCCCACUCCACGGUGUGCGCAAGCUGCUGCUCUCCGAGUGCCUGUCAACAAACAUCCAGGCUGUGGUGGCAGCGGCUGAUGACCUCGUCUUUCGCAGCGCUGUACUCACCGGCAACACCCUUGCCGCCACGCGUGUGGAACUCGGCACUGCGCGUGCUGUGCCGCUUGAUCUGGACCUCCCCAACGCCACCCACAUCAGCCUUGUGGGCCCACGCGGCGUGAUACAGCUUACGUGCCCGCCGUAUCUGCGCCUGCUGAGGGACACACGCAACAUGUCCAUGCACGAACUCCGCCUGCCCGCCUUUGAGCAUGCCGUGCAUGUGGAGCUCUCAGUGGUAGACCUGGUGCGCCAGCAGCUCGCCGACCUUGGCCGCCGCGUGGACAGACUGGUGCUGCGGUGCUCUGGCCAUUGCCGCAUCGAAGAUCUCCGUGACAUCCCCGACAGCGUGCACGUUGGCCUUGAGGCGCAUCAGGCUGUGAACAUUGGCGCCCCGGUACCGCCGUGCGUGCAGGAGCUGCAGUUGCUCUGCAACGAGACGUUUCAGCCGCGCUUCGUGACCAGUGUGCCGCACCUUCGGCUGCAGGCUGAGGCCGGCGCGUACGUCCGUGUUCAUGAUAUCCACUACCUCUCGGGUCGACAGCACCUGCACCUUGAGCGCUGCAAGUUGGACGGCAUCAUUGCCGAGUGCGAGCAGCUUGUGCUGGCUGACUGCUCCGGUGCCGUCACCAUCUCCUCCACAGCAUGUCUGACGGUUGUGAACGCCGCCCGAACCACCUCCCGGCCACACAGCCCAGACCACCCACUGCUGCUGCGCUCUAUCACCGACGUGUCCACGUGCCGGCUCGAGGGCUGUCACAUUGGCAGCUUCUCCUGCUUCGACAGCAUCCAGCGCCUCAUCCUCAACAACUGCGAAUUUGAUGAUGUGAGCAGCCUUCCACACGUCACCUCGCUCGUGCUUCGCGGCUGCAGGAGCACCGGCAAUGCUGGCAACUGGCAAUGGCCUAACGUCGUGAUGGUGCACCAAUCACCCACGGAAAUGGCAGCCACGCUGCAGACAAGGCGUACCGCCGAUCGCUCGGAGUAACUUGUGUGUGUGUGUGUGUGUGUGU
Messenger RNA from Salpingoeca rosetta, 2319 nucleotides. RefSeq lists its product as uncharacterized. The record is from RefSeq and is a predicted model, not a curated record. The transcript has a single exon. NCBI's taxonomy places the organism in Eukaryota, Choanoflagellata, Craspedida, Salpingoecidae. The coding region runs from base 105 to 2294 and encodes 729 amino acids.